AUGAAAAAAUGUAACUCAAGGACUAAACCAGCUUUACAUGAUGAACUGAGCAUUGUAAAUGAAAUUAAAGAAAUAGAAGUAACAACACACAGAAAAGAAGCUGGUUCUCCAGAAAGCAUCUCAACUGACACCUUUUCAAAUGUUGCCAGCAAUGAUGAAGCAGAUAUUAUUGUUGUGGGCGCUGGUGUUCUUGGUGCAGCGUUUGCAGCUGUUAUGGCAAGAGAUGGAAGAAAGGUCAUGGUGGUUGAGAAGGACAUGAAGGAGCCUGACCAGUUUGCUGGAGAAGUAAUGCAGCCUGGUGGUUUUCAAAUGCUUAAAGAAUUGGGUCUUGCUGAUUCCAUGGAAGGAUUUGAUGCCUCUCCAUUCACUGGAUACCAUAUGUAUGAUCUUGACAACAAGGACAACAUGCAUCUGCAUUUCCCACUGGGAGAAAAUAAGAAAGUGAAGGAAGGUAGAUCAUUUUUUCAUGGACGCUUUGCAGUGGGCCUCCGUAAGCUAGCCAUGGCAGAACCAAAAGUUCGAUUUAUUGAAGGUACUGUGACACGUUUAUUGGAGGAAGAAGGAUAUGUUACUGGAGUGUUGUAUAAGGAAAAGGAAACUGGAAAUAAUAAGACUCCUCCAGAAUGGAAAACAACUAAGAUGACAAUACUGACAUAUGAAACAAUCCUGGUGUUUUUCUAUCAGGUUUCUUCUACUGAAACCAGAAUACUAAUAAAUUUCAUAGGACAGCCUCCAAGAAACUUAAAGGAUUAUAUAAUGGAAAAUAUUUACCCCCGAACACCUGAAGUGCUAAAAGACCCCUUACUCACAGCACUGCAGAAUGAACACUUAAAGAUUAUACCUGCAAGGUACUUACCUGCUGUGGCUGUCAACAAACCAGGUGUCCUUAUUUUGGGUGAAGCAUACAAUAUCCGACAUCCUUUUACAGGAGGAGGAAUGAGUGUAAUUCUAAAUGACAUCAAAAUAUGGAGAGAAUUAUUGCAAGACAUUCCUGAUCUAUAUGAUAAUGAAAAAAUCUUUCAGGCCAAACAGAAAUUCUACUGGUUAAGGAAGAAGUCAUGCUCCUUUGUGGUGAAUACUCUUGCUGAAGUACUGCAUAGACUUUUUACUGCCUCAGAUGAGACCCAGCUACUUGUAAGGAAAGCUCUGUUCUGUUACUGCAACCUAAGUGAACAGCAUGCUUUGGGACCAGUUCUUCUCACAACAGUGUUAGCACCAAAGCCACUUGCAUUGAUUAAGACUCUUUCCACUGUUAUAUUAUAUGCAAUGUACCUUUCCAUCAAGUCAGAGCUAUGGUACGCCAAACCACGUGGUCUCUGCAAGAGUACUGUUGUGCUUUACAAUUCACUGGCAGCUUUAAUUCCUCUCAUCUAUUCAGAAAUAAAGCAGCACAAUAAUUAAUGUUUGUUAACUAAAGAUUAGAACCAGCAUUUUGUAUGACUACAGAUACUAUGGUAGCCAAUGUUCUGAAAAUAAAGUAUGUAAUACUAAAUCUAUGUGGAAGAAUCUCUAUAAAAUUAGAAUUCAUGUUUGUUAACUGGUUUUCUUGAGGGAGUUGCUAACAGCAUGACACUUGUUCAAAACAAUUUUCUGAUACACAUCACAUUGAACAUAUUACCCUAGAAAGUGCUCGUGACCAAAACAAUUUGUUGAUAUGUCUCUGGUUGAGCACAGUCCUCUGGAAAGUGCUCAUCGCUGAAAACAAGCAGCUGGAUCUUAAGAAAAACAAAUGUUUUGAUUCCAUUAAGAAAUUAAGGUACUUACGUAUUAUCGCAACCAGAUUUUUGUGUUAAUGCUGGUUGCUUCUGUUAAGGUCAAAUAGUAGCACUACAGUGUUAUGAAGGUUAGAGGCAUGUGUUCUGUAAUGUGUUUAUACUUUUAGGAAGGUUUAUCAUUGAAACAGCUCAAAUAAUAAGGUUCAAAAACAGGUUUCCUCUUUUACCGCCAGCAUCUCCUGUCAGUUAAGCGAGUCCCAUUCUACUGCAAAUGUGUUCCUUCCACAUGCUGUAGUUGUGAAGUAGGAAAUCUCUGUUUUCAAACCUGUAUUAUUUAUCAGCCGUUUCAAUGAUGAAGCUACCUAAGUCCACCAAACCUGUUUCUAACCUUCAUAAUACUGUCAUACAUCCAAAAAAAACAAAAAGGUAACGCCGAAGAAGUAGUAGUCCUUCACCAAAAGGAACUGCAGUGCAAAGUAAUCCAUUCCACAGAUCGUAAGCUAACUCCUGCACUCCUUUCAGCCCAACAUAUGUACACACAUGCAACCACUGCGAUCGCUGAAUUCAAUGCUUGACGUCUUUAAAGGACGCUACCCACACACCUCAAAAUUAUAAGUCUUACCAGUUUUUUAAAACCCCCACCGAUAUCCCCAACAGACUUUCUGCCAGUCUACACUUCCAUAUCACACUUCAGUGAGGCCAUUUCAGUAAAAGUGAAGAAAGUAAAAGAUGUUGCAAAAUCCGGUUGCGAUAAUACGUAAGUACCGAAAUUAAUUAUGCCUGCUUGUCCAGUUCUUGAGGACAUUGGCACAGAUUAGUAACACUUACAAAAGUCUACACCACUUUAGGGAUUUUUUGCUGCAAAAACAGAUUACUGAUAUCUAAUAUAGCACUUUUGCUGCAUGAUGUUUUCAGGAAAAUGCAUUGGACGAAGGUGAUUUGAUAAAUUAUGCUCUGUUGUCCAUAAUAUUAAUUAAAUGCACAGUAUAUUUCAUAUUAUUUUCAGUGUUUUAUUUUAAUACAUGCUCUUCUAUCAAUAAAACUCAUAUUAUGUCACCAA
Messenger RNA from Protopterus annectens (West African lungfish), 2775 nucleotides. Its product is annotated as squalene monooxygenase-like. Gene Ontology annotation, cellular component: membrane; endoplasmic reticulum. Gene Ontology annotation, molecular function: squalene monooxygenase activity; FAD binding. Gene Ontology annotation, biological process: sterol biosynthetic process; cholesterol metabolic process. The transcript is spliced from 10 exons. The record is from RefSeq and is a predicted model, not a curated record. The coding region runs from base 1 to 1401 and encodes 466 amino acids. NCBI's taxonomy places the organism in Eukaryota, Metazoa, Chordata, Ceratodontiformes, Protopteridae.